Molecule: messenger RNA, 1630 nt
Organism: Lepus europaeus (European hare)
Lineage: Eukaryota; Metazoa; Chordata; Mammalia; Lagomorpha; Leporidae
Gene: LMO4
Product: LIM domain only 4
Exons: 5
Coding region: 348-845 (165 amino acids)
Source: RefSeq, a predicted model, not a curated record
CGCGCGGGCCGAGGGCUCCCGCCGCUGCUCGAGCGCAGCCGGAGGCGGAGGAGAAGGACGGGCGCCGCCGCUGACACUUCUGCUCCCGGCCGCGCCGCCCCCGGAACGCGGGGGCCCCCCACCCCACCCCAGCCCCAGAGCGGCGCGAUCUUAAAAAAAAAAAAAAACAACAACAACAACAAAAACGCCCAGCCGCCCUCAGCCCCCUCCUCCCCUUUCCUGCAUCUGCGAGAACUCCCUCCCUCCGCGCCGCCGGCCGAGGCGCCCCUUCCCUGGAAGCCGAGCGGCUCCGCUCGCCCGCCCGCCGCCGCCGCCCGCAGUCUCGCAGUCUAGGGGAGAAGCAGACCAUGGUGAAUCCGGGCAGCAGCUCGCAGCCGCCCCCGGUGACGGCCGGCUCCCUCUCCUGGAAGCGGUGCGCAGGCUGCGGGGGCAAGAUUGCGGACCGCUUUCUGCUCUAUGCCAUGGACAGCUACUGGCACAGCCGGUGCCUCAAGUGCUCCUGCUGCCAGGCGCAGCUGGGUGACAUCGGCACGUCCUGUUACACCAAGAGCGGCAUGAUCCUUUGCAGAAAUGACUACAUUAGGUUAUUUGGGAAUAGCGGAGCUUGCAGUGCUUGUGGACAGUCGAUUCCUGCGAGUGAGCUGGUCAUGAGGGCGCAAGGCAAUGUGUAUCAUCUUAAGUGUUUUACAUGCUCUACCUGCCGGAAUCGCCUGGUCCCGGGAGAUCGGUUUCACUACAUCAAUGGCAGUUUAUUUUGUGAACAUGAUAGACCUACAGCCCUCAUCAAUGGCCAUUUGAAUUCACUUCAGAGCAAUCCACUACUGCCAGACCAGAAGGUCUGCUAAAAGGUCAGAGUAAUGCAGAAUGCGUGCCUUCAUCUCAGAUUUUGUUCAUCACAGGUGGACCCCAUGUGUCUUCAGUAGACAAGUCACCUCUAGCUAGCACCAGUGCCAGCUCCAUGCCAUUGCACCUUCUUAGUCUUGAUUGCCCUUCCCGCAUUUAUUGGUGUAUUAAAAUGACUGAAUAUGAACAUUAAGGACUCCAUGAACCUGGGCUAAUGGGAGACUGUAGAGAAAAUGAAAAAAGAUCCACCGGAGGACAUCUUUGGGGGGGGAGGGAGCUUGGGGGGAGGGAAAUGACUAAUGAAGCUAAUUAAAAGAAGCAUUCAAAUCUGCUUUCUACCCUCAUUAACAAUUAGCAGGGCACUGGCCAGAGUUUGUACCCUGUGUUUUACCUUAACAACAUUCUAUUUGCUCUUUGUAUAUUUAAGUGUUGUAAGGAAACGUGUUUCAAUCAAAGCUGAACAUGAGAUAAAGGAGAGAUGUGGCUUUUGUGAUAUUCUAUCACAAACACUUUUAUUGUAUCUCUGUAAAAUACCAUGUAUGUAUGCAUGUAAGUGUUUUUGUCCUAAUGUUGCUACUCUCAUGGCAAAGAUUAAAAAAAAAAAGAAUGAAAAAAGGAAAAAAAAAUGGGAAAAAAAAUCAGGCUCAUAAGCAGCUACUUGUGUAGAAAUUUCCCCCUACUUCUAAUUUGCUGAAUGAAGAAAAAAAAAAUCUUUUAUUUGUGAUAUUUUCAGAGACAUUUGCUCUAGUAUGGUGUAUUUAAAUAAUAAAAACUUAAAAGAAAAAUA